This is a messenger RNA of Thyridium curvatum, 354 nucleotides long. RefSeq lists its product as uncharacterized. The transcript has 2 exons. The record is from RefSeq and is a predicted model, not a curated record. The coding region runs from base 1 to 354 and encodes 117 amino acids. Lineage: Eukaryota; Fungi; Ascomycota; Sordariomycetes; Thyridiales; Thyridiaceae.
AUGCAUGUAUCGGCGGCGCCUUCGGGUUCUGGUACCGAGGCCCGUCAGGCCGGUGACCACCGGGAGGAGGAUGAGGGCGGUGCGCUAACGGCAAUGAGCAGUGUCGACAGCGGCUGCAACCCGAGUGGCCCAGCAGCAACCACAGCGCACCACCACCACCACAGUUACCAUCUGAACCCCGCAAACAAGCCCGACGCGUCAACCCGCGCCGCCCAGCUCCUCCGGCUCUACGCACCCACCUCGCCAUUACCACAGCGCCUGGUCUCCGUUACUGUCAACACCACUGCACUGCAACGGCAGCUUCCUACUGCUGCUGCCAAUGCUGCUUCGGUCGACAUCCCUGCUGCCUGUUAG